CUCAACAUUCUUGGUAGCUUUGCAGAUGGAGGAAGAGUGCGUCACCUGAGCUUCGACAAAACGGGCCUUGCUGUGGUCGCUCUGCUUGAUCGAUCAAUGCGAGGGGCUUGGCAUGAUUUCUUGUUGUGAAGUAGCAGACGCCUCAUGGUGUGGAGCUUUCGGAGAGGAAUUCGGUGUGAAGUUGCGGCUUUGUGAGGCAUCUUGGACGAAUCGGGGGUUUUAUGAUUGAGAGCGAGGGUGCCGAGGUUUCGAAAAACAUUUUUGAACUGGAUUUCUUUCUUUCUUUCUCUGUUUUGAUUUGCGAAGAAAAGCGCGUUUCUGCUCAAAAAUAUCGAGGAUUACGGGUUCAUAGUCUGUGAAGACUGAAGUUUCAUCGGCAAACGAAGUUUAGGUCAUCGUUUCGAAGUUUUGUUGCAGAGUUGCGAAGAUUUUCCUCCAAUGUUUUACACUAGCUGGCCAGUUGAUUGUUUUCAGCGUUAACCCUUUCACUGGAGUGGAGAGCAAGUGGAGAGCUAUUUGAGAGCGAAGCAGUUGCGAAAAUCGGUUGGAGGUUAAUUAUCUGGAUGUGCUUUGGUGAUAUACAUUCCAUUCGGUAUUGAUCAGAUAUGCUUCAUUAUCAAAAGUCAAGCUAUCAGUUGAGGAGAGAAUAGUAACAGCCUCAAGCUGUGGCGGAAUUUUAUCGUGGAUUGCGAUAUGCCCAAGAGGAUCUUUUUAGUCAAGUCAAGUUUGUUGUAUUGAGCGCUCAGGGGCCUAGAUCUAGAUCGGUAAUUCUGCUGAGUAUUGGUGCAAGUGUUGAACGACGGACAAUGUGGGAGAGAAGCUCUGAGAGCAGGGCAAAUUAGGGGAAUUGUGAGGACCUUAUGCCUCACCUUCUUUUGGUUCCUCGUGCAUUAUAUCUGGAAACCCAGGAGCUGCAGAUUGCUCUUUGAUUCCCCGAAGCUUUCCCUGGGAUACGUUUAUCUUGUCUUCAACAGCAAGUAGCGACUUGCAGAACCAAAUUGGUUGGAAAGCGUAGAAUCAUUUUUAGAAAAGUCGAAAAAGCUGUAGAGUUAGAAUUAGGGUUAAUAUCACGCUGUGUUCUUUAUGGUCCGAUGAUGUCCACAGGAAAUGGUAGCAGCAUGAACCCGAAGCCAGUCCCGGCAUGGCUCAACAGUGCAGCCUGGACAUCGAAGCCCAGGUCUCCCAUAAAGCCUUCAUAUUCCUUUGGCGAAAGAUCAAAUUCUGCUACGCUAAUGGAGCCAGUAGGCAAGUCAACGGGGGAUCAGGAAGAUCUAUUAAGUAGUAUAGCAAAGGUUGAGAAGGAGGUUGCAGCAACACAAGAAGAGAGUGAUGCAACUGGCUCGGCUACACAGCCUACUCAGAAUGCUGAUUACUCGGAACCCUCCUCAUACACUGACGAAAACAAAGUGGUAAAAAGCCCUUCGUCGUUUGAUUAUCGGGUAUCUCUUUUCAAUACUGAGUUGUCAAGGAGAAGAAUACACCUAGCAGAACUGCAACGUUUAACAUCCCAAGGAAUUCCUGAUUCUGGAGGCAUUCGAGCAAUUACUUGGAAGGUUCUGCUUGGUUAUUUGUCAAGAAAUAGAGAUGAUUGGGCUACGGAACUGGAGAAGAAGCGGGCCGCAUAUGCUGUUUUUCGGGAGGAGAUGAUAAUCAAUCCUUCGGAGGUUACUAGAAGAAAGGAGGAGAUGGAAGCCAUGAAGGCAGCAGAGCUGGAGGCAUUGGAAGGUCCUCUCCAGCGGCAUGAAAUUUCGCAUGAUGAUCACCCUUUGAGUCUUGGCAGCAAAAGUGUCUGGCAUCAAUUUUUCCAGGAUACUGAGCUAGCAGAGCAAAUCAACCGUGAUGUGAAGCGGACACAUCCAGACAUGCAGUUCUUUUGUGGAGACAAUGACUUUGCUCGAGAGAACCAAGAAGCACUCAAGAGAAUCCUGUUCAUUUUUGCUAAAUUGAACCCAGGAAUCCGCUAUGUGCAAGGGAUGAACGAAGUCUUAGCUCCGCUAUAUUAUGUGUUCAAGACUGAUAUUGAUGAGUUCAACUCGAAACAUGCAGAGGAAGAUUCUUUUUUCUGUUUUGUGGAGCUGCUGAGUGACUUCAGAGAUCAUUUCUGUCAGCAACUUGACAAUAGUGCUGUGGGGAUCCGGUCUACCAUAUCACAGAUGACUCAAUUGCUACGGAAGCAUGAUGAAGAGUUAUGGAGGCACUUAGAAAUCACUUCAAAGGUCAACCCCCAAUUCUACGCUUUCAGAUGGAUAACUUUGCUGCUAACGCAAGAGUUCAACUUUGCUGAUUCUCUUCGACUUUGGGACUCUCUUCUCAGUAAUCCCGAUGGUCCAUUGGAAAUCUUGUUGAGAGUUUGCUGCUCUAUGCUUCUCUGCUUGAGAAGCCGGCUUUUAGCAGGGGACUUUACAACAAACUUGAAGCUUCUUCAACACUAUCCAUCAGUUGAUAUCAACCAUCUUCUGAAAGUGGCUGAUGACUUGAAGGAGUUAAAGUGAGGUGCAAUCGGAGAUGGUAAACCACACUUGGAAUGAAAUGCUGGAUGUAUGGCUUCUUGAAUAAUGAAGAAUUGGUUAAAUGGGUCUUCAUUUCUGUUCGGGCAUGUGUAGACUGUCUUGUAAUAGCCAUCAGAAAGUUGGAUGCAGUGGCAAGUCCUGCUGCGACAAGUUUGUUACCUGUGCUCGUUUUUUCCAUCUAUCUGCAGCAGUGACGUUGACUUGGGAGUUUCCCACGUGGCCCUUCUUCAAAGUAUCAAGAUCAAGGACGGAUAGUGGGCAAGCAGAUUAAUUGUCCGUUUGUUCGUUUCAUUCUUUGAUUUGUGAGUGGAUCACUCUCUUGGUUCUCAAGGGUCUAGCUAUUUACACAAGGCCCAUUUUCACCCAGAGUGAUUCUUGAUACAUCUAUUUGGGGAGGAAGCUCGCUAUAUUUAUGUACAGUUUUUGGUUGCUACUUGCGAUCAUGUAUUGUCUAUUGAGCACUGUUAUUCUAAAUUGUCUUUUAUUAGGUGUAAGCUGCAAUGAGUUACCUUACGAGAAAAUCUAUUUCUAUCAGUUUUCAAAUUGAAGUCGUGGACUAUUCUUCAA
Molecule: messenger RNA, 3077 nt
Organism: Physcomitrium patens
Lineage: Eukaryota; Viridiplantae; Streptophyta; Bryopsida; Funariales; Funariaceae
Biological process (GO): activation of GTPase activity; intracellular protein transport
Molecular function (GO): GTPase activator activity
Source: RefSeq, a predicted model, not a curated record